AUGGCCUCUCUCCGCGCUCCCCUCCUCCGCGCCGCCGGUGCCGCGUCGCGCCGUGCGCCCGCCUCGCUUCGCAUCGCCUCUGCCUCCCGCGCCGUCGCCUCACCUGCUGCCGCGCCUUCGCGUGCCUUCAGCGGCUCCGCAUGCCGCAGCAACGACUUCGAGUCGCCCUUCGGCAUCAACUCGCUCGCCAAGCUCUCCGACGAGGAGGAGAUGCUGCGCGAGGCCGUGCGUCGCUUCGCUACUGAGGUCGUCGAGCCCAAGGUCCGCGAGAUGGACGAGAACGAGAAGAUGGACCCGGCCAUCAUCAAGGGCCUCUUUGAGCAGGGCCUCAUGGGCAUCGAGACGAGCCAGGACCACGGCGGCGCGGGCUGCAGCUUCACGGCGGCGAUCAUCGUCAUUGAGGAGCUCGCAAAAGUCGACGCCUCGGUCUCGGUGCUCUGCGACGUGCACAACACGCUCGUCAACACGGUGCUGCGCAAGUACGCCAGCAAGGAGCUCAUGGACAAGUACCUGCCGCAGCUCUCGACGGAGGUGCUCGGCUCCUUUGCCCUCUCCGAGCCCUCGUCUGGCUCAGACGCCUUCGCCAUGAAGACGACGUGCAAGAAGGACUCGAACGGCGACUGGAUCAUCAACGGCAGCAAGAUGUGGAUCACCAACUCUGCCGAGGCCGAGUUCUUCAUUGUCUUCGCGCAGGGCGACCCCUCGAAGGGCUACAAGGGCAUUUCUGCCUUUGCCGUCGAGAAGAGCAUGGGCGUCGAGAUUGCCAAGAAGGAGCAGAAGCUCGGCAUCAAGGCCUCGUCGACGUGCACGGUCAACUUUGACGACGUCAAGGUGCCCGCGGCCAACCUGAUUGGCGAGGAGGGCAAGGGCUACAAGAUUGCCAUUGAGAUUCUCAACGAGGGCCGCGUGGGCAUUGGCGCGCAGAUGGUCGGCAUUGCGCAGGGCGCGUACGAGAAGAGCGUGCGCUACGCGUACGACCGCACGCAGUUCGGCAAGCCGGUGGCCAGCUUCCAGGGCAUGCAGUUCCAGAUGGCCGACGCCGCCACGGAGAUCGAGGCCGCGCGCCUGCUUGUGUACAACGCCGCACGCCUGAAGGAGGAGGGUCGCCCGUUCACGAAGCAGGCGGCGAUGGCCAAGAUCUACUCGUCCCAGGUCGCACAGAGCGUCUCGGGCAGCGCCAUCGAGUGGGCUGGCGGCGUGGGCUUCACGCGCGAGACGGGCAUCGAGAAGUACUGGCGCGACUCGAAGAUCGGCGCCAUCUACGAGGGCACGAGCAACAUCCAGCGCCAGACGAUUGCCAAGCUGCAGGAGAAGGAGAUGGGCCUGUAAGCGACGAGGGCGACACUGCGAGGGAGGGGAGCGCUCAGGCGCGAGGCAAGCUGCGGCUACUAUAUCCGCUGCUCGGAUCUCAAUACACAGUCUCUCUAGUUGCCCUUGCGCGUCUCUCGCUCAGCUCAAGGUGACACGGUAUGCGAUAUUUCAUCUCCACGGCCUCGCCGCCCGCCCGGGGGUGCAGCUAGCCCUCGCUCUGCAGUACAUGAUCAGUGAACGACUCCCAU
Tilletiopsis washingtonensis is the source of this 1559-nucleotide messenger RNA. Its product is annotated as putative acyl-CoA dehydrogenase short-branched chain precursor. Bases 1 to 1329 code for a protein of 442 amino acids. Gene Ontology annotation, cellular component: mitochondrion. NCBI's taxonomy places the organism in Eukaryota, Fungi, Basidiomycota, Exobasidiomycetes, Entylomatales. Gene Ontology annotation, molecular function: flavin adenine dinucleotide binding; acyl-CoA dehydrogenase activity. The transcript is spliced from 5 exons. The record is from RefSeq and is a predicted model, not a curated record.